AUGGUGUUUGGAGAGAUUCUGAGGACCAUUGGAGAAUUCGGAGUUUUUCAAAAGAUUAUCCUUAUUGCACUAACCUUUCCCAAUUUUCUACUGCCGUCAUGUUUUUCUAGUUUUCUUUUUAUCCAGUCAGAUCCGGAUCGACAUUGUAACACAGACUGGAUUCUCAAGGUUGCGCCUAACCUCACACAGGAAGAGCAGCUAAACCUGACCAUUCCUCUGGAGCGGAAUGGUUCUUUCAGCAAGUGCCACAUGUUUGUUCCGGUGGAAUGGGAUAUUGAAACCAUCAGGGAGCAUGGGCUUAACAAGACCACAGUAUGCCAGAAUGGUUGGGUGUACUUCAACACAAUGUAUGAAUCCACAAUAGUUACGGAUUUUGAUCUUGUCUGCGACAAGUCCAACUUGCCCGCUGUUGUCCAGACUAUCUUCAUGGCUGGUAUACUUUCUGGUUCAAUCAUCUUUGGGCCUAUUCUUGAACAUUUAGGCCGUCUGAAAAACACACAAAUACCAGCAGGUGUCCUGGUAAUAUGCAAUAUUGUGUCUGGCGCAUCUCCAAAUUUCUAUGUCUACAUUGUGGCACAGUUCCUGGUGGGAGUUGGUCUUGCUGGCUAUAGGGUUAACUCUACUGUCUUAGCUACAGAGUGGUUAGGGGUCACCAAAAGAUCCUACGCCUCCUGUUUGUGCCAAAUGUUUGCCGCCCUCGGACAGUGUUUCUUGGCCGGUGUGGUCUAUGAAAUUCGUAACUGGAGAAUAAUACAAUAUGGUUUGGCAGUUGUCUACGUCCUAGUUGUCUUCUACAUUUGGUGGAUUCCCGAAUCUGUGAGAUGGUUGUUGAGUCAAGGAAGAAUCGAGGAAGCAGGGAGGUUGAUCAGGAAAGUUGCAGCAAUAAAUAAACGGGAAAUACCUGAGAAUAUGCUGGAAAUCGUAAACGAGAAAGGAGAAAACCAAAGUGGAGCAAUGAAAACAAUUUUUACCAAUGCUAUCUUACUGAAAUAUUUGUUCAGUGUGUGUUUGACAUGGUUUUCAGUAAAUCUAGGCUACUUUUGUCUUAUUCUCAAUGUUGGGAAAUUUGGUUUGGACAUCUUUCUGGUUCAAUUUAUCUUUGGCAUUUCGGAAAUACCAGUCCAUCUCCUCUGCAUUUGGGUGUUGGAACUGCUGGGGAGAAAAAUUACCCUCAUUUUUACUCUUCUCACUGGUGGGUUUGUUUGCUUCUUGACCCUGGCUUUCUCACAAGAGAGUGCUAUCGCUAUUACAACUCUUGUCACUGUAGGGAAAUUCUUUUUAAAUGGGGCCACUUCAGUAUGCAUGGUCUACUCUCAAGAGCUGUUUCCCACUUCAAUCAGGCAAACCGCUGUUGGCUUUGGGGCCAUAGCAAUGAGAGGUGCUGGACUGCUGGCUCCAUUGGUCAACAUGUUGGCCAUAUACCACAGAUCUAUACCCAUCAUCAUUUUCAGCACCCUUACAGUGUUCAGCGCAGCUCUAGUUUUCCUUCUUCCUGAAACCCGGAGAAAAGAACUGCCCGAUUCUACCAGUGAGGUGCAGGGCAAUAGAAAUGUCAUGAAGAAGGCAGGAACUGACUUAAGGAAGACCCAGCAAAUGAGAAGAAAAGCCUGGGAGCUUGAGGGUCCUGCGCAGUAUCUUUGCUUUUCCUAUGAAUGGCUCUUCUGGACGGAGAUGUCUGAUGUUUGUCCAGGUAUCUGCUGGAACCAGUUCUCAAGUGUGGGGGACACAGCCCCCAGUGCUCCUAUGACCACAGGCACCACUGUUGCUUUCACCUUCCAGGCUCGCUCCAGUCAGUAUGUUAGCCGAGAACACUUCUUGAACAUGGCCACUUUCGGGGAUAUACUUAUUAGCAUUGGAGAAUUCGGAACAUUCCAGAAGCUCAUUAUCUGUGCACUCAGCUUCCCAAAUAUUAUUUUAGGUUUUUUGUUUGCCUGCGUAUUUUUUUUUCAGUCCGACCCAGAGCGACAUUGCAACACAGACUGGAUCCUCAAGGUAAAUGCAAACCUGACUUUAGACGAACAGCUGAACUUGACCGUUCCUCGAGAGCGCGAUGGUUCUUUCAGCCGGUGUCACAUGUUUGUGCCAGUUGACUGGGACAUUGAAACCAUCAGGGAGCACGGACUCAAUGAGACAACGGCGUGCCAGAAUGGUUGGGUCUAUGACCGUUCUCUUUAUACAGCCACAAUAGUCACAGAUUUUGAUCUUGUAUGUGACCGGGCUAAUUUACUGCAAGUGGCACAAACAGUGAUGAUGUCUGGCAUUAUGCUUGGGUGUCUCUUAUUUGGACCUUUCGCUGAGUCGUUUGGUCGAAAACGAGCAGCUCAAAUCCCAUUGGUUUUGGUCAUCAUUUUUACAGUCAUCACUGCAUUGUGCCCCAACUUUUUCCUGUACUUGCUAUCCCAGUUUUUGAUGGGUCUUGGCUAUGGAGGUUUUCGCCUCAAUGGCAUUAUAUUGGCCACUGAGUGGAUUGGUGUAUCUAAAAGGUCAUGGGGAGCAUGUGUGACCCAACUAUGCGGUGCAAUUGGACAGGCUGUCCUUGCAGGUCUUAUCUAUGCUGUCAGAGACUGGAGAGUUGCUCAGUUUAUAACUGCAGCUCUGCUUACAGCAAUUGUUAUUUAUAUAUGGUUCGUUCCAGAGUCAGCCAGGUGGUUGUUGGAAAGAGGAAGGACAGAAGAGGCUAAAGAAUUGCUUGUAAAGGUGGCUGCCAUCAAUAAACGCAGAUUUUCAGACACCCUCCUGGAAAAGAUUGCUAUAAAACAAACAGAGAAAAAGAGCAGCAUUUUAACUAUCGUCCAAUCACCUGUUCUUCGGAAGUAUUUCUUUGUCAUAAUUUUUUCAUGGUUCUCAUUAAAUGUUGCGUACUACUGCAUUUCAUUCAAUGUGGGGAAUUUUGGUUUGGACAUAUUCCUAACACAGCUUAUAUUUGGACUGACUGAAAUACCAGGUCACCUGCUAUGCAUCUGGCAGUUGGAAGCACUGGGGAGAAGAGUAUCUUUCAUUUCAACGAAUCUGGUUGGGGGUUUCUUGUGUAUGCUGAUUCUCGUGUUUAAUCAAGGAAAUCCUGUUGCUGUUACGGCACUAGCUACCACAGGACGUCUUAUAGUAAUUUGGGCCAUAACCAUAUGUACUGUUUAUGUCCAAGAGUUAUUUCCAACAUCUUGUCGGCAAACAGCCUCUGGUUUGGGCUCCAUUGCAAGUCGGAUUGGCGGACUUAUUGCGCCAUUGAUCAACAUGUUGGCUAUGUACCACUGGUCCAUACCCAUCGUAAGCUUUAGUGGCCUCACACUGAUCAGUGGGUGUCUCUGUUUCCUACUUCCUGAGACACAAGGGAUCGAACUGCCAGAUUCACUUGAUGAGGCUGAAAGAACAUGA
Corythoichthys intestinalis (scribbled pipefish) is the source of this 3372-nucleotide messenger RNA. RefSeq lists its product as uncharacterized. Gene Ontology annotation, biological process: transmembrane transport. The transcript has 21 exons. Gene Ontology annotation, molecular function: transmembrane transporter activity. Bases 1 to 3372 code for a protein of 1123 amino acids. The record is from RefSeq and is a predicted model, not a curated record. NCBI's taxonomy places the organism in Eukaryota, Metazoa, Chordata, Actinopteri, Syngnathiformes, Syngnathidae. Gene Ontology annotation, cellular component: membrane.